CGCUUUUCCUUUAUUAAAGUGAAACGAAACAGGAGUUUUUGCUCUUUAAUGGGGUUUCUUUCUUUCUUUUGGGUGAAACGAAACAUGUGGUGUGUUCCUGUGUUCCUACCCGGACUGACGAUGGUUUAUUCGACUCUGCUUUUUUCUUGUCAUUCACCUGGCGUUUCUAACUGUGUGUGUGGUGUUCCGUGUUCGUGUUCCAACCUGAAGGGCAAUGACUCAGACUUCUUUGGAGGACCAAGUAGAUUCAGAACAUAAAAACGGAUCCGACAUGAAGCCAGAACUAAGGUGUCUGCUACAUGUUCUUGAUCACACCUUCUUGCUUCCUCUACCAGCAACUCAGCUUCUCUCUCUCUCCUCCAUGGUGCAUGUUGGCCAUGGAGGAUACACAAGGAGCCAAGUGAAGAGCCCAGAUGUUUGUUCUGUUGGCUGGUGGACUCGAGGUAGGAGGCUGCAGAGCCAAACUCAAAGGCCAAGGUGCAUGUUGGCCAUGGAGGAUACACAAGGAGCCAAGUGAAGAGC
Messenger RNA from Camelina sativa (false flax), 522 nucleotides. RefSeq names its product 3-isopropylmalate dehydrogenase 2, chloroplastic. NCBI's taxonomy places the organism in Eukaryota, Viridiplantae, Streptophyta, Magnoliopsida, Brassicales, Brassicaceae. The record is from RefSeq and is a predicted model, not a curated record. Gene Ontology annotation, biological process: L-leucine biosynthetic process. Gene Ontology annotation, molecular function: acyltransferase activity, acyl groups converted into alkyl on transfer; 3-isopropylmalate dehydrogenase activity.